CAUGCACAGCUGCAAUGAUAUUUUCUUCAGAAUCCAUGGAAAUCAGUGAAACAAAUACCAUAAAUUUAAGCGUGGACCCACCACCUCAACAACCCUCGAACCAGCAAAGCAGAAAUUCCUCACAAAGGCCAAUGGCUAUCCUCUGGUACAUUGAGAAUUGCCCUGUUCUGAGUGAUGUCCGCCCUGAAUAUGUAUCUGCUAACAUUAGAAUGGCAUUACGCGUUCACCUUGUUAUAGAAGGAGCUAUUACAAUGUUCUCUGCCUAUGGAGAUUUCAAUGCCUUCCCAAGGCGGCUAAGGGAGGGUUGCCAAAGGACUGGUGUGAAACUCGUAGAUGUUCCAAAUGGAACAAAGGACGCAGUUGACAAGGCUAUUUUGGUUGAUAUGUUCUUGCUCGCUCUUGACAACCCUCUGCUAUCAUCCAUUAUGUUGAUCUCAGUGGAUGUAGAUUUUUCUCUAGCAUUGCACAUACUGGGACAGCAUGGUUACACUAUCAUCCUUGUCAUUCUUGCUAGAGUAGGCGUUUCAUCUGCCUUGAGUAAUGUAGGUAGGUUCGACUGGGAUUGGCCUAGGGUGGCUCGUAGAGAAGGGUUUGUGCCUCCUAAGGCACUGAUGUCUCGUGUACCUACUGAAAUUGCUGGGUAUCUUAUGGGUUGCCAUAUAAAUGAAAAUACUGAUGGGAAAAUUAAGGAGGAAUCAAUCGUUUAUAGAGGGAGUUCACAAAGCGAGUACACUGCUCGGGCUAACAUCAACCAUUUUGACUAUUUUUACCCAAGAGAUUUCUCAAGGGCUUUACAGUCCUUAUCUGAAUACAACAAUUUGAUUACCAAUUUGCCAUGCCUUGUUCUCCCUCUGGUCUAUACGAUGUUUUAG
This is a messenger RNA of Macadamia integrifolia, 872 nucleotides long. RefSeq lists its product as uncharacterized. NCBI's taxonomy places the organism in Eukaryota, Viridiplantae, Streptophyta, Magnoliopsida, Proteales, Proteaceae. Gene Ontology annotation, cellular component: peroxisome. The transcript has a single exon. Gene Ontology annotation, biological process: regulation of gene expression. The record is from RefSeq and is a predicted model, not a curated record. The coding region runs from base 15 to 872 and encodes 285 amino acids. Gene Ontology annotation, molecular function: RNA nuclease activity.